Rhododendron vialii is the source of this 648-nucleotide messenger RNA. RefSeq lists its product as uncharacterized. The transcript is spliced from 3 exons. NCBI's taxonomy places the organism in Eukaryota, Viridiplantae, Streptophyta, Magnoliopsida, Ericales, Ericaceae. The record is from RefSeq and is a predicted model, not a curated record. Bases 1 to 504 code for a protein of 167 amino acids.
AUGGUGCUGCCUCACUCAUCAAAACACAGUUAUCAGUUAUCACUCUCACUCCACAACAAUGGCGGAGAGAGUGUCUAUCUUUUCCGUUUUGUUCGCUCUCUGUUUCUCCGUCGCCCUCUCCAGAACCCUGCCUCCGUAAACCCCCAGAACCGCCACCCUCGACGUCUCCGCUUCCAUCCAAAAAACCGUCGAAGUGUUCUCCCCCGAGUCGGAUCAGCUGGACCAGACCUUCUCGCCCCCGUCGUCAUCCCUCUCUUUCCGGCUGCAUUCCCGGUCCAUGGUCCACAGAGCUCAGCACCGCGACUACAAGUCCCUCACCCUUGCUCGACUAGGCCGCGACGCGCCCGGGCCAAAUCGCUCCAGGCCCGGCUGGAUCUGGCGAUCAGCGGCUUUGCCGUGACGGAUCUGGAACCGGACGGUGAUAUGGUGUUCGAGGAGGAGGCUUUGCGGGCGCCGGUGAUAUCGGGAGUUGAACGAUUGAAAUUACUGGGAUCGGAGGGAUAAAGCACCAUGCAUGUCAGAGACCAAAGACGAGUCUGUAAGUCUACUUCUCCUUGUACUACUACAAAAAGGCAUAAACAUCACAAUUUUUAGCUGUGAUGUUUCACUUUCCAUCUCGAUCGGUCCCAGAAGCGUGGUUGAUCCGAA